AUGAGUAUCAUGGAGUACAACGGUGGCAGUGUGGUGGCAGCAAAGGGCAAGAACUGCGUCGUCAUCGCAUCGGAUCUCCGUCUCGGUCAGCAGGCAAUGACGGUGGCAUGCAACUUCGACAAGGUCUUCCGCGUCACCGAAAAGACAUACGUUGGUUUGCCAGGCUUGGCGUCAGAUGUUGCGACACUCAAGGAGCGGUUCCGAUACCGAGUCAACAUGUACAAGAUGAAGGAGGAGCGCGAUAUCGAGCCAGAGAUCUUUGCAAACUUGGUCAGCUCGACACUCUACGAGAGAAGAUUUGGUCCCUAUUUCAUCGAGCCCGUCAUCGCUGGUAUCAACUCGAAAGACGAGCCCUUCAUCGCAGCAACGGACGUCAUUGGGUGCCUCAACUUUGCGAAGGACUUCGUGGUCAGCGGCACAGCAUCCGACAAGCUCUUUGGCAUGGCAGAAGGACUUUGGGAGCCUGAUCUUGGCCCCGAGGAACUUUUCGAGACCGUUUCACAGAUCCUGCUCGGUGCACUCGAGCGCGAUGCGCUAUCAGGUUGGGGUGCCAUCGUCCGCAUCAUUACCCCCGACAAGGUCAUCGAGAGGACGCUCAAGGCGAGAAUGGAUUGA
Kalmanozyma brasiliensis GHG001 is the source of this 615-nucleotide messenger RNA. RefSeq names its product Proteasome, subunit alpha/beta. The transcript has 3 exons. NCBI's taxonomy places the organism in Eukaryota, Fungi, Basidiomycota, Ustilaginomycetes, Ustilaginales. The record is from RefSeq and is a predicted model, not a curated record. Bases 1 to 615 code for a protein of 204 amino acids. Gene Ontology annotation, cellular component: proteasome core complex, beta-subunit complex; proteasome core complex. Gene Ontology annotation, biological process: proteasome-mediated ubiquitin-dependent protein catabolic process.